AUGGCGCUGCGUAAAGGCGAUCUAAAGCAGGGAGCCUCUCAUAGAUGGGCUGAAGCAGAGUCUUUCAUUGACGAGCUGAAACAACGAGCUUUAUUGAAAAAGAAAACAACAACAAAAAAGAGAAUGGAAAUUCCAAUACAUGUUGCGGUGCGCAUUUGUCCCAAGGGAUUGUUGCAACUACCACAACAGAAAGUAGUCGAAGAAGAGGAAGGAAAAGUGAUUGAAAACAAAAUACAAAUAAAAGAAGAAGAACGAUGUGAUGAAGUGGAAAAUUUGAAAAGCGAAAAUAAUACACAAGAGAUAAAGAAGAAAGAAUUCAGUGAAGAGGAUAACCAAAAAUGUUGUGUGCGUGCUGUGCCAUUUAUAAACGGCGGCCUACCCGGCCUGCCAGCACCAGGAUGCCGAGAACCACCCGAUGUUGUACAAGUGGGACCCCACUCAUUCCCUGUGACCCAUGCCCUACCCUUAGAUUGUUCACAAUUGCAAGUUUAUCAAAAAACUGUCCUGCCCAUGAUGACUCUCUUCAUGGAGGGCUUUGAUGCCUCUGUGGUCACAUAUGGUCAGAGGGGGUGUGGUAAAACCUAUACCCUUUACGGUCAAGGUCCUACGCAAAAUGAAAACCAAGGUCUGGUGGCAUUUUGUGUGCGCGAAAUCUUCAAUCACAUUCACCGGCAUCCGGAAAGGACUUGUAUCGUCAACAUCACCUGGGUGGAAAUAUGUCGAGAAAUUAUACGCGACAUAUUCGGGGUGGGUAGUGUCCAGUGUAUGAAUUUAACAGAUGCCUUUCAUUGGCUUCAAGUGGGCUAUAAACUACUCACUUCGACGAAAUCGCAAAUGGGCCACUCGCUUUUUAGUAUCACUCUGGAACAACGUUGGAUCUCCAAAGAGGGUCUAAUACAACAUCGCCUAUCCACGGCCAGUUUUACAGAUCUCUGUGCCACUGAUCGCCAAAUGUUAAAAAUCGCAAAUGAUCAAACUGCAUUGGUGCCACUGGACAAAGGUUUACAGGCUUUGGAAUGUGUAAUUGGGAGCCUCAUUGAUCCUGCUUUGGUCCACAAGGGUUAUGACUGCAUACCCUAUAAUCGCAGCAUGUUAACCACCAUGUUGAAGGAUUCAUUUGGUGGCCGUGCCCAAACAUUGGUGUUGGUAUGCAUUUCCCCUUGGGAGAGGGAUGUGGCUGAAACAAUGGCGAAUAUGCAAUUUGCCUUUAAGGUCCAGUGUGUCCAUAAUUUUGUCGUCAUCAAUUCGUUUUCUGAUGAUAACACCCCAGCAAUACCAGAGGGGGACGAAGAUGAGGAUGAUGAAGAGGGUGGUGCUUCGCUUAAGAAGUCGCAGGAUCCAUUUGCCUUACAAUUUGCUGCGAAUCAAUGGUCCAAAUUGGUUUCCAAUGCCGAGGAUUUACUGUCAAAAUUAAUAAAUUCCAAUGCCAUUGGCGAAGAUGAGAAGCAGCAAAUUGAAUCGUGGCUAAUACAGAAGCAGGAAUGUGAUGAUUGUCUCAAUUCAAAUGAUUCCUCACAAACCGAUACCAUUCUCGAUCCCAUACAAGAAGAAGAAGGGGAAAUGGAAGCACCAAGUCCCCCAGAAAAUGAAAAAGAAGCAGAAGAUAGUGCCAACGAACUCAGUGAUCCUGAUGUUACAGAUCCGGAACUCUCAUUACCGGCAAAUUCGGAAAAUGAAUCCGACGCGGAAUCGCAACAACCGGACGCUAAAAGUAAAUUGGAACUGUUGAUGCAAAAAUUCGAAAAGAAAACCGAUGAAAUGGCAAUGCGGAAAUACAGUGAUUUUAUGAAAAUUCACCCAAAGGCAGUGACAGAAUCUCAGGAGAGUGGAGCAUUUCGUAAGUUCGCAAAUGGCGAUGAUGAGGAGAGGAGGCCUUCGUUGGCGUGCUCAGAGCGUGGCCGUCGUAGAUCUAUACAACCAGGGUCGGCUUUAUCAAGUGUGGAAUUGGCGAUGCUGCAACAAUUGGCCACAAGGGAACAAUUGGAUAAUGGCAAGGGCAACAAAGAGAGUGGUGGUGGUGCUGGUGUUCAGAGCAAAGACCUGCCCUGGGAGGGGAAGGUGAAUUCCGGUCGAGAAGCGGUGGAAAAGAAAAUACGCAAACUGGAUGCCAAUAUUGAGGGCCGUAUGAAACAGAUCCAGGAACUGGAGAAGACAAUACAGCUGAAGCAGAACAUUAUUAUGGAUCUGGUGGAGACGAGUGAUACCAGAACCACAGCUAAGCAGAGGUUCAACAAGAAACGCCAUAAGCUGCAGGAGGAGUAUGACAAAUCGAAGAAGUCUUUGAGUAAAGCUUUGCAGCAGAGGAAAGAUAAACGUGAGGUAGAACGUCUAAAGGCCGAUGUGGCCCAUUUGGAGCAGAGGCUGAAUGAUGUGACCUCGAUAAAACACAUUGCCGGAGAUAGUGUACAAAAGGUUAAGAAACUGCAGCAGUCCCUAAAGGAGUCUCAGACUUUGCUGGAAAAUCUCAAAAAGAAGGUGGAAAAGGAAAAGAAAAAGAAGGAAAAUCUAGAGCAGGGAUUAAAGGAUUUACCCAAAGAGGAAGAGCUUCCAAAGAAAGUCACAAAAGUUAUGGUGCACUCCGCACCUACAGAAGAACCUCCUGAAAUGCAGGAGAUUCAAUCCCGCAUCGAUCAUUUGGAUCAUAUCCUAAAGGAAAAAUCCAAAAAUCUGCAACAACCUCAGCAAGAAGAAAAUGGCGCUCAACAUGAGGGUCUGAGGCAUGAAAUACGAAAUCUGCGUAAGACACGUGAUCAUCUCCUGGAUCAGAGAUGCUUUUUGGAUCAGAAAUUUAAACGUGACAAGGCUCUAAGUCAAAAGGAGGAACGUAAGCUUUUGGAAUGCGAUGAAGCCAUUGAGGCCAUCGAUGCUGCCAUUGAAUUUAAAAAUGAAUUGAUCUGUGGCAACAAGUCCAUCGAUACCGAUGAACGUUUGCAGCGGGAGAAGGGAGAACAGAUGCUAAUGGCCCGGCUUAAUAAGCUUAGUAAUGAAGAGAUGCGUACCCUGCUCUAUAAAUAUUUCAAUAAAGUUAUCGAUCUGAGGGAUUCAUCGCGGAAGUUGGAAAUGCAGCUGAUGCAGUUGGAACGAGAGAAAGAUGCCUGGGAAUGGAAAGAGCGUGUUCUCUCCAAUGCCAUACGCCAAGCUCACUUGGAGGGUGAAAGGAAAGCCAUCCUAAUGCAAAGGCAACAUGAAAUGAAAUUAACGCUCAUGUUACGGCACAUGGCCGAGGAAUCUUCCAUGAGUUCGGCAUCAUUUUCCGAUCAAUCACUCUCCUCGCUCUCCAGCAUUCACAAACCCUCCUCCAUGGCUUUGGUGCCGACAACAAUGUCCAUCACCAGUUCGGGAAAUACAGAUUCUGAUUAUCAAUGGCCACAUCAAAUGAAUCAAAAACUAAACAAACUACCAAGAUAUAAAGAAGAUCCCCUACGCCUAUGUCCCGCACCAAAGGAUCAUCCUCUGCCCCUGUACAAACAACCUUUGGAUGCCUUUAAGGGGAAAACCGUAAAAGUGGCAGCUGCUGCCUCUUUAAUCACCAACAAUUACACAGAACCAAAUCUCAAUUGGCCCAUGCCUCCUAGGCCACCAAAAUCCAAUGAUAUGGAAUUGUGCCCCUUACCCAAUCGCACCGUCACUAAAUAUCAAAAAUCCGAUGAACAAAACAUGAAAAUCAAAGAGAAGGAAAGUAAAAAUAAAUUAUUUGCUAAAUUUCAAGUUCUGACACGCUAUGCCACAAGUAGUCAAAGGCAUGAAGAUUCCGCCACCUCGAACUCUUCGAAUUCAAGUGGUAAAUCAAAUAAAGAAGUGGCGUUACUGGCGUCCCCUGAGAAACAUAAAAAGUCAUCGAAGAAGGGACAGAAGACGAAGAUCUUUUGUGCCCUGAAUCCACGAGCCGCAAAUACCCGCGUUCAGUGUCUAACCUCGCGUUGUGAUUUCGUUUUAAAAUUUUCCGUUAUUUUGAUUGCAUUUCUCGUGUGUGAGAAAUAA
Musca vetustissima is the source of this 3981-nucleotide messenger RNA. RefSeq names its product kinesin-like protein costa. Bases 1 to 3981 code for a protein of 1326 amino acids. Gene Ontology annotation, molecular function: microtubule motor activity; ATP binding; microtubule binding. Gene Ontology annotation, biological process: microtubule-based movement; mitotic spindle organization. The record is from RefSeq and is a predicted model, not a curated record. The transcript is spliced from 7 exons. Lineage: Eukaryota; Metazoa; Arthropoda; Insecta; Diptera; Muscidae.